AUGUUUUUAAAACAUUUAGACCUCACUACUGCUUUGAGGCCAUUCUAUUUGCCAGAUGAGGUCAACCUCUUUGUUCAAGAUAAUAUUGGACUUUAUGAAGGAAUAUGUUAUGUAGAUAAUGAUGACCCUAGAAGGAAUUCCGCGGCAAUAGAUCUCAAGGAUGUUGAUCGCGUUGAAUUCUAUGCAGCUAUAUCCGGUGCAAGCAAUCGACCAGCUCCAGCGUCCACACCAUUAAAGACACCAGUGCCAGUGAGAGGUAGUCCGGAUAUUCGCCCGCAAUCGGAUCUCUUCGAUUCACCUUUGAAUCGUUUCGGACCUGAUCAGAGUGGAUCCUCUUCAGCUCAGAGUAGUGAAGCACCUGUUGCCUGUCCCAGAUGCACUUUUUUGAACCACUCUUCACUUGUAGCCUGCGAACUUUGUGGGGCACCAUUACUAUCCCACGAUCUCCCAACAGAUGUGCAUCCGUCACAGCAACGUAGAAACUCCCCCGGCCCCACGCUCAAUAAUCUACCAGCUCCUGGAACCGAAACCAAUGAAAGCAUCAAGCUAUCAUUUCGGGGUGGUGGCGAAAAGGUAUUUCUUGAGCGUCUCAAAGCAUGUAUGAUACAGCGUAAAUGGCUUCUUCAUACUGCCCCUCCUUUCCCUAAACCCAACCGCCAUGCAAGGACAGAUAGUGGGUCAGGCUCUGGUACUUCUACAGCAGGUGGCGAGCGGGCAAAAACAGUUGGAAUAGCAGGUCUAGAGCAGAGACGUCUUGAAGAACGUAAGAAUAAUGAAUUUGUCAUAGGAAAUGCUUUUGAGGAUCUUGAUGCAUUGAUGUCCUCGGCUAAAGAUAUCAUUGCCCUUGCAGAAUCAUUGGCGAGCAGUAAUGGUGCGAAUGGAAAUACUGAGUCUAAUGCCGUUGCAAGUGCGCUUGGUUUGGUCACGACAAAAGAGAUGCUUGGUGGUGGAAGCAAUGCCGAGUCACUAUAUAUCUCAGAGCUGUCACGAAACCUCGCAGAAUUCCUCAUGGAUGAUGCCAGAGGAGUAUUACGCAAGGCUGGUGGUAUAAUUAGUCUGGUCGAUCUAUGGGCUACUUUCAAUCGUGCUCGGGGUGGCGUUGAACUUGUUAGCCCAUUGGAUUUUGAAAAGGCCGCAAGAUUGUGGGAGAAGCUAAAGCUUCCAGUACGACUAAGGCAGUUUCGAAGUGGGGUGCUAGUGGUUCAAGGCAGUGAUAGGACGGAUGAAAAGACUAUAAAGACUUUACUAGCAUGGUUAAGGGAUUUGCAUGUGUUUCCGCCAGAGAAAGAAGUACCUUGGGAUUGGCAAGAAUUUGGACAAGGUGUCACGUCGCAAGAUGCCGCAGAACGCUUUGGGUGGAGCAUUGGAGUUGCAGAAGAAGAGCUUGAAAUGGCUGAGGAAAGGGGAGCUCUAUGUAGGGAAGUGAGUAUAGAGGGUGUGAAGUUUUGGGAGAACUGGAUUGAUUCAACCCAGUCUCCAGCACCAAACUUACAGCUUGCUGAUGUGGGAAACCUUGUUGGCAGCUAUGUUCAAUGUGGCGCUUCCAAUAACUCUUCUACCUCAACUUGUAGCUCCUGUCAUCGAAGAAUGGCCCGCACUGCACCGUUUGGGUGA
Molecule: messenger RNA, 1614 nt
Organism: Sclerotinia sclerotiorum 1980 UF-70
Lineage: Eukaryota; Fungi; Ascomycota; Leotiomycetes; Helotiales; Sclerotiniaceae
Exons: 4
Coding region: 1-1614 (537 amino acids)
Biological process (GO): protein transport to vacuole involved in ubiquitin-dependent protein catabolic process via the multivesicular body sorting pathway
Cellular component (GO): late endosome membrane; ESCRT II complex
Molecular function (GO): ubiquitin binding; phosphatidylinositol-3-phosphate binding
Source: RefSeq, a predicted model, not a curated record